UUUGUCUCUUCUGUGCGGAGCGAUCCUGGAAGACUGAGCACAGCAUGUUGAUACAUUUCUUCGUCCAUGUGAUGGGACAGGAGCAAAUCCGCGGCCAAACACAGACACAACAGUAUCCUUGAAGUUGAAGAAACCUCAGAAGUCCUGAAGGAACUGAACUUACCAGGAUGUCCCAAGGCUCCAACCCUCCCCUCAGCCAGGAGACCUUUAACCAUCUAUGGAGUCAGAUCAACAGCGUGACUGACAAUGGGGCAUUGACCCAGGCAGUGACCCAGCCGCUGGACUAUGAGUUCAGCGAGGCCGACACCGGACAGAACAGGAUCGACUUUGAGGUCAAGAGUUACCAGCUCAAGGCCAUGGACAGCUUUGAACUGAUGGCGGGCCAGUUGAGUCAUCUACCGUCCCUUCCCAACGUGUCCAGCAGUUUCCUGAACGCUCUCGGCGGCACAGACCCCGACCAACCCAGCACCAGCGCUGGCCUUACCUCCGGACUCACUACCUACACAGCCACACCUAGCAACAUGCCUAGCAACGUGCCCAACACGUCUCCGGGCGUGGCACCCGCUGCGCCUAGCAACUGCGCCACACCCGGCAGCCCAUACUCGGCCAGCAGUGAGCAUAACAUGACCCCACCUCCAGUGUAUCCUGUACAGUCCCCGGUUGGACAGAUCCCAUCCAAUACUGACUACCCUGGCCCGUAUGGGUUCGAGUUCUCCUUUGGACCACAACAGACCAACACAGCAAAGAGUGCCACCUGGACAUACUCAGAGGUUUUGAACAAGCUGUAUGUCAGAAUGGCCCUGACCUGUCCUGUCAAGUUCAAGACCAGGACUCCGGUCCAGCCCGGGUGUUUCAUCCGUGCCAUGCCGCUGUACAAGAAACCUGAGCAUGUGACGGAGGUGGUGAGACGCUGCCACAACCACACCGCUGCUAAGGAGUUCAAUGACCACCCUGCUCCAUCCCACCUGAUCCGUGUAGAGGGAAACCCCAACGCUCAGUACUGGGAUGACCCGCACACUCACAGGCAGAGUGUCACCAUCAUGUACCAGAGCCCUCAGGCCGGUACAGAGUACAACACUGUCCUGUACAACUUCAUGUGUUUCUCCUCCUGUGUGGGGGGGCUGAACAGACGACCGACACAGGUCAUCUUCACGCUGGAGACUGGCCAGGGCCAGGUGUUGGGUCGUCGUGUGGUGGAGGUUCGGAUCUGUGCCUGUCCUGGGAGAGACCGGAAGAGUGAAGAGAAGACUCACUACAAGUCUCACGGUCACCAGUCAUCUGAGUCCAACACACCUGUCAAGAACAAGAAGGGUGUGAAGAGAAUGUCUCAAGGCUUUACCAUUACCACCCUGGGCAGCAAGAAGAGAAAGACUCAUGACGACAAUGUCUACUAUGUACCGGUACGAGGCAGAGAGAACUACGAGAUCCUGAUGCGAAUUAAAGAGUCUCUGGAACUGAUGCAGAUGAUCCCCAAAGCUCAGGUGGAACAGUACCGCGCCACGCAGGCCAACCUCUCCAAAAUGCCCUCCCUCCACACAGGCCUGAACAGAACAGACUCCUUCAGUAACUCUCCCCUCCACACCGACCACAAGCAUGACCACACCCCUACUUCCCAGUUGGACCAGUCCGGAGCAUCCCACAGCAGUACAGACACCAUCUCCCCUCACAACGGUCACCCGCCCGCCGAGUCAGAGGGAACAGUCGCUGACUGGCUGACUAAGCUGGGUUGUGCCUCCUGUAUCGAGGCUUUCCACCGCAAGAGGAUCAACUUCCUGUCACAGCUGGAGGAAAUUAACCUACAGGACCUUCAUGAAAUGAAGCUAACAGAAAGACUGGUGGACAAGAUCUGGAAGGGAAUUAUCGAGUAUAAGGCUUCAAAGGACUUUUCAGACACACCCUCCCUCCUGAGAAGAAGCAGCACGGCAUCGACAGUUGACCUGAACGGCUCGGGCGGGGUCCUGGCCACUGGGGGCGUGGUCGAGGCCACACGCUUCACCCUCAAACAAACCAUCUCACUGGACGACAUCAAGGUGAAACAAGAGAAGCUUGAAGAAGAAGAGGAGGAAGAGUGGGAGGAAGAGGAGGUGGAGAUGGGCUUGAAUCAACAGAAUGACCACGACUAUGUUUGAGCCAACAAACAUAGCUGGAAAGUUCAUCAAGUGUUGAUAGAAGUCAUUCUGAAACAGGGUUUGAACUUUAAUUCCCACACAAAAUUUGAAGUUACCCAAAUUUAUAUGUCAUGUCUUUUUUGUAUUUCCUUGACAAAGACUGGGGUUGAACAGUUAAAAAAUUGGGUAUUUUGUGUUAAUUGGAAAUUACAGUUCAAACUUGUUUCAUAACAGAUAAAACAAGCACUCUGUAAAUAGCUUUUGAUAAAAGUCACUAAAACUUGGACCAGAUAGUUAGCUUACCUGCUAAUCUGGAGUAUCCACUGGUGUAGUUUAUUAUAUCAGCUGUUCUAUGGUGAGAAUUUCACUGUUAGAAAUUGUAAGCAAUACCAGUUUGAACAUUAGUAGUUUUGAAUUGGUAGCUGAAAGUGACCACACAAAUAGAUCUGUGAUAUUCACAUGAUUUAUGUUGAAAAGUGAAAAGAAAAGUUUGAUAACUUGAUCUGAAGAUAGAAAGCAGAUGGUUGUAUGAAGGAGUGGAAGGACUAGUUUUGUUACAUCAUUUUCUGAGCCAGUCUGGUUACUGGUGCUGUUACUUUGCAUAGCCAAUACUAGUACGUACUAUAGACCUUGUAAAUACACAACUGUAUGCUGAGGUGCAGCAGUGUUAAACUUGCUUGACUGUAUUCUGAGCAGUUACGUAGGGUACCUAACCUAGACUUGUUUAGUCUAAUCCAUCACUUAUCUUUGGUUCUGUUAGCAUGGAAAAUAUUGGACUAAGGAGACAUUAUGGUUUGCUACUUGUCUAUUGCUUAUAUGACCUAAAGAAAAAAAAAGAAAAACAUUCCUGUGACUUUUAAGUGCAAGCACCUUAAUAGGCCACAUCUCAGAAGCUGGACUGUGAAAAUUAGAAAAGGACUGUUGAACAAAGAAAAACUUGGAAUGUCAGCUUGGAGUAUCAAAAUUAUGCAUUUGUUGAGUUUUUCCUGCUGGCUUUCAGUGUGAUGCAGUAUUCCAUCAACUGUUACAGUUUUCUGUCAGCUAUUUUGCAGUACAUAUUAGAAGAGUGUUGAUUCUAUUAGGUGCAUUACUCCAUAUCAGUAACUGUUGUAGUGUACAAGAAAAGUACGUAUAGAACUACAUGUACUCUAUUGGAGAACAAAGAGUCCAUUAUUUUGACCGGUGCUCGUAACAGUUUUUGGAGAAAACCUCAGUACCAAACAAGUCGUAUUUUGUGUAAAUAUUACUAUUGUUUCAAACUUAUAGAUGACUAUAAAAUAAGUUGUUCUGUGCCAUGUUAUUGUUAAGACGAACUGGCAUUUCAGUGUUUUGUUACAUAUAUUUACUAAGUUCAGUUGUUACAUGUUGACUUAUGUCGAGGACAUAAAAUGUUCAUUUUUGUUA
Molecule: messenger RNA, 3512 nt
Organism: Branchiostoma belcheri (Belcher's lancelet)
Lineage: Eukaryota; Metazoa; Chordata; Leptocardii; Amphioxiformes; Branchiostomatidae
Product: tumor protein 63-like
Exons: 17
Coding region: 168-2129 (653 amino acids)
Biological process (GO): apoptotic process; regulation of transcription by RNA polymerase II; protein tetramerization
Cellular component (GO): nucleus
Molecular function (GO): protein binding; RNA polymerase II cis-regulatory region sequence-specific DNA binding; DNA-binding transcription factor activity, RNA polymerase II-specific
Source: RefSeq, a predicted model, not a curated record